GCCCGGCGCGCCUCCCGGGCUUGCUCAUGAGGCCUCUACCGAGCCGGAGGAGGGAGCACCGCGGCAUCUCCCUGGGGCUGCUCGCCCUCCGCCUGGCCGCAGCCUGCUGUCUGCAGAGUCAGGGCGUGUCACUGUACAUUCCCCAGUCUGCCAUCAAUGCCACGGUGGAGGAAGACAUCCUGCUCUCCGUGGAAUACUCCUGCCAUGGCAUCCCCACCAUCGAAUGGAAGUAUACAUCCACCUGGGGGGUGCAGAGGAUCGUGGAGUGGAAGCCAGGGACUCAGGCCAACAUCUCCCAGAGCCACAAGGAUAGAGUCUGCACCUUUGACAAUGGCUCCAUCCAGCUAUUCAGUGUGGGCGUGAGGGAUUCCGGCUACUAUGUCAUCACGGUGACCGAGCGCCUGGGGAGCAGCCAGUUUGGCACCAUCGUGCUGCAUGUGUCAGAGAUCCUCUACGAAGACCUCCACUUCGUCGCUGUCUUCCUUGCUUUUCUCGCUGCUGUGGCCGCAGUGUUAAUUAGCCUCAUGUGGGUUUGCAAUAAGUGUGCAUAUAAAUUCCAGAGGAAGAGAAGACACAAGCUCAAAGAGAGCACAACUGAGGAGAUUGAGCUACAGGAUGUUGAGUGUUAGCCAAGGCUGAGCCCAAUGACAUUCCUACCUCAAGAGGAAAACUAUUUUCCAGUGGAAGGAGCAAACAUACCGAUCCAUGCUAAGAGCCUCCUGUUAUCCUGCCACAGCCGCCCAUUCCUGAUGGGCCUGCGGGCCGUGGACAGAGUGGACUGCAUGGAGUUGAGGACUCUGGAUUGGACCAAG
Molecule: messenger RNA, 812 nt
Organism: Myotis lucifugus (little brown bat)
Lineage: Eukaryota; Metazoa; Chordata; Mammalia; Chiroptera; Vespertilionidae
Gene: VSTM5
Product: V-set and transmembrane domain containing 5
Exons: 4
Coding region: 27-629 (200 amino acids)
Biological process (GO): positive regulation of excitatory synapse assembly; filopodium assembly
Cellular component (GO): plasma membrane; axon; dendrite
Source: RefSeq, a predicted model, not a curated record